AUGGUGAUGUCUGGAAUAAAAGAGGUUGGAUUAAAAGACUUCAAUGAAGCUGCCGUUCAAAUUAUUUUCCCCAAUGACAGGGUUUCUUUUUUCUCAAUAGGAAUUUCAACUUUAAGGCAUAAAUUGACAUCUUCAAAAUUUUCAAUGCUUGAGUCUUCUCAGUUAUUUUUUCAAAUUCCAGUAAUUUGUUUGUGCUGCUAUAUAUCAAUAAAUGCUUUACUUCUAAAAAAUUUCCAAUUUUUCACACGCCAUUAA
This is a messenger RNA of Blepharisma stoltei, 255 nucleotides long. The record is from the annotation of a GenBank genome assembly. Lineage: Eukaryota; Ciliophora; Heterotrichea; Heterotrichida; Blepharismidae.